Molecule: messenger RNA, 8799 nt
Organism: Macrobrachium nipponense
Lineage: Eukaryota; Metazoa; Arthropoda; Malacostraca; Decapoda; Palaemonidae
Product: probable phosphorylase b kinase regulatory subunit alpha
Exons: 30
Coding region: 172-3993 (1273 amino acids)
Biological process (GO): glycogen metabolic process
Cellular component (GO): phosphorylase kinase complex
Molecular function (GO): calmodulin binding
Source: RefSeq, a predicted model, not a curated record
GUGAAAGCGGAAAGUUUCUGCAUGUUGCGGUUGUCUUUUGUUACCUUCGUACCUGAGAGCUUUGAUUAUUCUGAGUGCUUAUAGAAUUCAGCUGUGUAAGGAUCGUCUUGUGGAAUAGAUUGACGAAUGCAGGCAGACGAGAACGAGAAGGUCGAAGUAUAAUUAACGAAGAUGAGGAGUAGAAGCAAUUCUGGCGUUCGUCUCGAUUAUUACCAUCGUAUAGUGUACCGCACUAUCCUCAAGUACCAGGAUGCUGUCACAGGCCUUCUUCCAACAAAUAAAGAAAAUGAACACGCAUGGGUGCGAGACAACUUGUACUCCAUGUUUGCGGUAUGGGGAUUGUCUAUGGCAUACAAGAAAAAUGCUGAUUUAGAUGAAGAUCGUGCCAAAACUUAUGAGCUUGAGCAGAGCUGUGUGAAGCUGAUGCGGGGUCUUCUGACGGCAAUGAUGCAACAGAAGGAAAAGGUUGAAAAGUUCAAGCAGACACAGGCACCAAUUGAUUCUUUACAUGCAAAAUACUCUUCCAAAACAGGCUUAAUGGUAGUUGGAGAUGGAGAAUGGGGUCAUCUUCAGAUUGAUGCAACAUCUCUAUUUUUGCUUGUGCUGGCUCAGAUGACAGCUUCUGGCUUGCAGAUUGUCUUCAAUCUAGAUGAAGUCUCAUUUAUACAGAAUCUGGUUUUUUACAUCGAGUCCGCAUACUGCAUUCCUGAUUAUGGAAUUUGGGAGCGUGGUGACAAGACCAACCAUGGCUUGCCAGAGCUCAAUGCAUCAAGUAUAGGCCUGGCAAAGGCUGCUCUAGAAGCCAUGAAUGAAUUAGAUCUGUUUGGAGCAAGAGGAGGUCCAGCAAGUGUUAUUCAUGUAUUAGCUGAUGAAGCUCAAAAAUGUCAAGCAGUUUUGCAGUCCAUGUUACCUCGUGAGAGCAACAGCAAAGAAGUAGACAGUGGCCUUCUUUCUGUCAUUGGCUUUCCAGCAUUUGCAGUUGAUGACCCUCUCCUCAUCAGAAGCACAAAGGCAACUAUUGUUGAUAAAUUACAAGGAAAAUAUGGUUGCAAAAGAUUCCUCAGGGAUGGUUACAAAACAGCCAAGGAAGAUGCAAAUCGAUUAUACUAUGAGCCUUGGGAACUGAAAGUCUUUGAGAAAAUUGAAUGUGAAUGGCCACUGUUUUUCUGUUACCUCGUCUUGUACUAUUGCUUCCAAGGUGAUGAAGAAGGCGUAAAGCAAUACUCGGAGAAGCUUGAAGAGUUGUGUGUUACAACUGAAGAUGGAUUGAGGUUAAUACCUGAAAUAUAUACAGUCCCAGAGGAAAGUGUAGAAGCUGAAUAUCAGAAUCCUGGUUCUCAGGAACGAAAGGCCUGUGGAAAAUUGCCCUUCAUGUGGGCUCAGUCUUUGUACAUUCUAGGGAGACUUCUACAGGAUAAAUUUUUGGCCUGUGGUGAACUUGACCCUCUUAAUCGUCGCUUAGGAAGUGAAAAGAAACCUGAUGUUGUUGUGCAGGUAGUGGUUCUUGCAGAAGAUUCAUCAAUUCAGAGCAAGUUAGCAGCUCUUGAUAUACAUGUACAAACUAUAUCAGAAGUAUCUCCAAUUGAGGUGCAGCCAGCAAGAGUCCUUUCUAAACUGUAUGCUCAUCUUGGACGCAACCAAAAAUUAGGUCUUUCAGGACGACAGAGUAGGGAUGUUGGUAUUCUCUCCACUAGUAAACUGUAUUCUCUCCAGGACAGAAUCUUUGCAUUCACACCACAGUAUUUAGAUAAUGAAGAAAGUUACCUGAACAAUGAUGCGGACCUUACGGUGUUCAUCUUUAGUGUGGGACUGGCAUAUUUGGCAUCAACCUGGAAAUAUCUUGGCAGGCCCACUGUCUGUUUCAGGAUGGCAUCAAACUACCUUGAUGAGGAUGGAAAAAUACCAACUGCAAUGAUCUCAACCCUAAAGAAACUGAAGAGUGGCUACAUCAAUGGCACAAGGGUUUCACUUGGCAAGAUGCAGGAAUUCCUCAACACAUCUUGUAUUACUAGUUUAAACUUCCUUCAUGAUACAGAAGCUGGAUACCCAGACAGUCUUAAGGCAGAUGUCAAAGAAUACUUAGAGAAGCAGAUGAGAGGCUCCUUAUCCUGGAAGAGAGCUGACUUGGUCCGCAUGUCAAACAGUGGCACCGCCAUCGGACACAGUAUUCUGACGCUUUGGAGCCAUGAUGAAUUCACAAAGCAAAUGCUAAGGCGACAAACAAAGUAUCAAGCAGCGAGUCACCCUCUCUCAAUGAAAGAGAACACGUUUAAGGAAAAAAGUGUAAGGGACCCUGCACGCCGUAAGAUAUCUGUCAGGGGUAGUAUUCGCAAGUCUAGAACAGUGUUGACUGAAGAUGAAAGAGGACGAAGGUCUUCUCUGUUUAUUACCCUAGAAGUACCUUCUCAGUUGUCAUCUCGACGAGGAUCCACUGUUACAUCCCCUACUUACGAACUUGGCCCUCCCAGCUUGGAAGUCUCUUGCCCAACAACCCCAACACGCACAACUCCUCCUCUCACAUCACGGUCUCGAUCACCUUCCCCUGAAAGGGAGGAUCUGUGGGAGACAAUGGUCAGACACAGAGUGGCCUCUGAUGCCGUCUAUGAAAACGUGGAAUUAGAAGAGUUACUUCUACAGAUGAGAGAGGCUGAGACUUUGGAGGAACAAGGAGACAUCCUCCACUAUCUGGUGGUUCAGUUUGGUCUGGGCCAUGAGACUGGUUCAGUCAUUGAAGGUCAAGCUGUAACUGUGAAGGAUUUGCUGAAGGAUCUGUAUGAAAGGGCUUGUCACAUCAAGCAUUGGGCUCUAGUUAGACAUACUGCAGGUAUGCUUGGCAAGAGGGUUGAAGACUUAGCUAAAGCAGUGACAGAUCUGUUAGUACGUCAGAAGCAGGUGACGGUUGGUUUACCACCCCAUAAUGAAGUAACCAUCACAGCUCCUCUACCUGCUUCUGAACUAAGAGUGCUCAUUCAUCGGGCCUAUGGUGCAGAUGAGUCAACAGCAAUGUUGACACAAGAGUUAUUAGUGUACUUGGCCAUGUUUAUACGCACAGAGCCAAGCCUCUUCCAUGAGAUGUUGAGGUUGAGGGUGGGACUCAUCAUACAGGUGAUGGCAUCCGAGUUGGCUCGUACUAUCAAGUGUGCCCCAGAUGUGGCUUCAGAUCACCUCCUGAACCUUUCUCCAUUUGAAAUGAAGAAUCUUCUGCAUCACAUAAUGUCUGGAAAGGAAUUCAAUAUUGGAUCAGUCUUACAAAAACGUGCUGGGAUGUUGGCAAAUGCUCGCAGUGGAACCUUCUUCAUUAGCAGUCGGUCUUCAAAACUUAGCAAGGGGGGUUUGCAUGCUGAGAAGAAAAGCACAAUUGGUAGCUUCCUGGGUACUGGUAAUGUAGAAGGAGAAGCACGUGAUACAGAGAGUGAUCGUCAUGGGCAGUGGCUGAGACGACGUCGUCUAGAUGGAGCAUUGAAUCGCGUCCCUCGUAAUUUCUAUCCACGCAUCUGGAAAAUUUUGGAAAAGUGCCGAGGUAUAAACAUUGAGGGUAAAGUGAUACCUCAGAGUCUAACACAAGAGAUGACAGCAGGAGAGCUGAAGUUUGCACUUGAGGUGGAGACUGUGCUGAAUACAAUUCCUCAGCCUGAAUACAGGCAGCUGGUUGUUGAGGCUUUGAUGGUGCUGUCUAUGGUGCGAGAAUACUACGUUUCUGAUUAUAUGGGAGACAUCGUUUCGGCUCAAGAUAUUGUUCACUUGGCUAAUAAUAUCUUUUUACAAGAUCAGAAACAACAAGAUGGAGAUGCCACCACUUGCUGUGCAAGAGAUAAACGUGAACCUGGCAUUGGAGGAGGAUUGGCCUGCGGUGGAUCAGCCUAUAUUUGCCAGCAUUUCUAUGACAGUGCUCCAUCAGGAAGUUUUGGAACUAUGUCAUAUAUGGUCAGAGCUGUUGCCAUUACACUUAAUUGUUUCCCCCAAGAAGGGGAAAUAGAUUGUUCAGUUAGUUGAAUUAAUUGUUUUGAAAUUUCAGUCUAUUGAGGCAGUAUUAGGUAGCUUUAAGUUGUGUAUAAAUAUUUUUGACGUGUUCGACCUUUUAAUUAUACAGGUAUUUAUUUUAAGUAAUUUACUUUUACAGAUAUUUAAGACAGUAGUUUAAACUUGCAGAGUUUGUGCAAUACAUUUUAAUAAGAUUGAUCUGUUAUAGUAAUUUUCCUUUCAUUUAUAUGAUCAAUUGAAAGAGUAGAAUGUUUGUUGUGAUUUUAUAAUUGUUGGAGGACCUUUAACUAUUCAGAUUAUUUAUUAAGCAUUAAAAUGAUCAUGGUAUUGAAAUGUUAAUAUUUCAUAGAAAUAAGAUUUACUUGGUCAGUGUAUUAUUUAAGCUUUUGUUGGAUUGGGAAAAGGAUAGUCUCACAUCUGAUCUCAAUUGCGUCCAAGCUAUGAGCUACACACAUUAAUCACAUCAUUGUUAUCCAUCAUAUUCAUAAAAGGUGCUGCCUUUUUAUACAUGUUCUUGAGAGAUUAUAAAGAUAUGUAUCGCCCAUAUAUACUACUAAGCAAUGUGUUACAGUGGAUGUGUAAAUUUCAGUGAAAUUCAGUGUACAGUAUACUUAUAAAUGGGUAGCUUAUGAUCUACUAAAUUUUUGUCACACUGGAGUUGCUAAAUAAAUCUUGCAGUAGCAGAUAUGUAUUGAAGCAAAUAUUUGAGGUUACGUUGAGUGACUUUAACAUCAUAAGGAAUGAUUUUUCUCAUAAGGAAUGAUUUUUCUAUCUUGAAAGGUACUAAUGACUAGUUUUCAUUGUUUCUUUAACAAAUAAGGAAUCUUAAAAAUGUAUCAUUCCCUUCUCUUCCUCAAUAGAAUGUUUCAUUUUUGUUAAGUCUUCAAUAGAUUUCAUCACUGAUGUCAACUGCAUUUUCUUUAGUACAUCAGUCUUAAUGGAUCUACAACUAAUUAGUUUAAAACACUUUCUGAAUAUUGUUUUCCUUUACCUACAAUUAUUUCCAAUAUAUAUGUUGACUACAAAGUCUGUUGAUUGAAACAAAGCUAAAAUUUAAAAUUUACUGCUGGCAGUUACAUUACAUAUAGUACAUAUAUUUUCAUAGAAAACUGCAAAAGCUCCUUCAUUAGCUUAGUUUUCACAGUAGUGUCUGAAAAAGAAAGAUAUUCCAUUAGUAUAGAAAUAAUGAUUAUGAAAGUACAUAAUACUUAUAUAAAUUUGUCAUGUAUAAGGUCAAGCUGUACAUCUUCAAGUAUAAGCCCAACUUAUGUUGCUGUGAAGUUUUCCAUAAAAUAAUCUAGAAUACUACACUGAUAGCUUUUAGCCAGAGGUCAUCAUUUACCAUUAAAUCUGAGUUUUAUUGACCAACAUUGAGUGGAUAUGUAUAUUCUUAAUUCUCUGUCUUGUUAUUUAUUCCUUACCCUGCAUGUGACUUUAGUUGACCACCGUAAUGUGGUAGAAAAGUCAAGGCAUUACAACUUUCUCAUAAAUUAUUCUGUGUUAUAGGUGCAACUUCAUGCAAAUAUCCCAGGACAUGAACCAUUUCUUGUGUUAAAACCAGGCCCCUAAUUUGUGCUUUAUAAUCUUGUAAUAGUGUAACAUCCUGCCACUUAAAAUAUAUAUAGUUGUCUUGUUAUAUAUACAGUAAUUACCAACCAAGUACAUAAUGUAAUUUAAUUAGCUGUUGCAUCUAUCAGAAACUAAGUGACCACCUUGCCCUCAUUUUUUGUGCAAUUCAGCCUUUUCAGAAAUUUUAUAACAAAAAAAAAGGUUGUCAGGUCUACUGUGAGUAAUAUGUAAUGCUAAAAUGUCACAUAUGGUUUUUUAAUUUUAGAUUUAUAUACUAGGCUACUGAUAAGAACCUUAUACAUUUACAAGAAUAAUUUUACUAGAUUACUUUGGCAAGGUCAAGUAGUUAUCAUCCAAAAUUAUCAUCUGUAAUAUCCUUUUAAUAAAAAGAAAUUCCUCCCUAUUAAGUACACCAAUAUGUUUAAUGUAAAAGAAAUUUGCUAACUCUAUAUAUUACUCUAUAUCUUUAGUUGUACAAGAAAGUAUUGUACAUUCAUUCUUCUCAGAUGUGCCAUAGCAUGCAAGCAAUUUUUAGUUGUUUAUAUUUCAAACGUAUAUGAUCCAUUGAAGUUUAUAUUUCAAACGAAUUUCAUACGUAUAUGAUCCAUUGAAAAUUAAGCUUUCAAGUUUUAGCAAGUUUUUAGCAUGAAGUGUGAUGAUGCAUGGUGCCAAAUAUCAAAAUUUCUUUUAUGUUGUACCCUACAAUCCAUUGAUUGUCAACCAGGAAUUUUCAAUAUAAUCCAAAAUAAAAAAUUUUAUUUAUGGUCUUUGCCUCAGGAGCAUUUCAUGCCAAAGGCGGUAUUUAUAAGUUUUAUGUAACAGUUGUUCAUGUUAGAAAGAAAGCACAUUGCAAUAUCUUGAAAGAGUAUAUUUUAUAUGUUGUUCUUGUAUAUAUUUAAUGUUUCCACCGCUUAUUCAGUGCAAAAUUAUCAGAAUGUUUAAGGUUUUCUGUUAAAACUCUUUUAAAUUUUAUAACUAAUUUAGCAUAAAACUUACAAAUGCACAAAGAAAGAAAACACUACCUAAAUCGAAGUGUCAUAUGUCAGCUUUAAAAUAUUAACCAUGUUCCCAUUCACGUCACAUGGCUGUGAAAUAUAUUAAUCAUUACUAUGACCAAAUAUAAGUAGUACCAAAAAACUCCUUCAAAUUACAAAAAACAUUUAACGGAGAAUGUUCUUUAGUAGCCAUUUUUAAUCAAAUUAAAAUAAUUAUCAAUUAUAACAGUAAUAUUGAGCUCAUUGCUGUGCUGGGAUGAAUGUCAAAUGAGCUAACAUUUUGUCCUUCAGACUGAAUGCAACUCAUUAAAUUUGAAAUGAAUUCCUUUCAUUUUUGUGUUUUGAAUGAUAUUUUAUCACACAGUCUUACGAAAUAUGACGGCUUUUAGUUGUAAUGUAUGUAACAAAUGAGACUAAAGAUGAAGAUGAAAACAAAAAUUGAAACUGGAUAAAAUAAGGUUCAUAGCUUUUUAUGUAUUUUAGAAAUAAGUUCCUUUUAAAGUUUUGGAAACUUUUCAAAACACCAUAGCCAUGGUGAACUCUCGAUGACUGUAUAAAUGGCAUACAGCAACAUACUACAAAGUAGGUUGUAUAAAGGGCAUACAGUAAUGUACUACAAAGUAGGAUGAUACUGUAUUAAACUGUUAGGAAUUUGAGUUAUUUAGCAUUUCUCAGAAGAAAGACUUAUGACUAGGCUGUUAUAAAUGACUAUAUGCAGACCUCUGUUCUCGUGCAGUUUUUUUUUUUUUCACUGUCCAUGACAUAUUUAUGAUGAUUUCCAAAGUGGUAACUUUUUUUUUCAAAAGGGCAAAGUAAAGUUGGUUUCAUAAGCUGAUAAUGAAUAAAGUGUUUUUUUGAACAAUAGCUAAUAGAACUUGAAGUUUUUUAGCACUUUAGUAUUGUAUUUUAGGAAAACUCUUCCCUAUUAUAUUCAUUGUAUGCUUCCACUACACAGUGAUUACUUGUUACCAGUCACUUAGCCAGCAAUGAAACAUUUAAUAAUGGAAUUUAUACUUGUACUCAAAGUUUUUAUAUUACAAUUUUUAGAUAGAAAGUAGGCAAGCUACAGAGUUCCAUGGAACCUAUUACUAAAAAAAAUUUGGAAUGAAGUAAGAGUUGCAUUUUUCCAGGGAAUGAAGUAAAAGUUUAAUUUUUCCAGACAUCAAAAUAUCCUGUAUCAAAGCAGGAAUGAUGGAUUUAUAAAACAGCUCUGAUUUUUUCUAAUAUCCUUCCAGAUGGCAUAUAAUAUAGACAAUUGGCAGUCCAACAUGAAAUAAAAAUUUGACCUCAAUGGAAAUACAACCUAAAACCAUAUUUUUCAGUUCCUUGAAAAAUUUCAGUUUGUUCUGCUUAUUUUUUAAAUCAAAUCACUACUGAUCAGUAGUACUUCAAGCAGAAAGUAUAAGAAUUCAGUGUUCAUAUUGAUAAUAUAUAAGAAGCAAAAAUGGGAUUUAGUAUUCUGUUUAAGUCUGAUAAUUAGGACAAACCAAACUUGUCACAGGAAUUGAAAGCUGUUAAAACCAAAAAAAUCCAACAUUUUGGAAUUCCUUAAUAGUGCUGAAAUAAGUUCUUUGUUCCACUGCUGGUUCAGAAAUUGGUUUUUUGUUCCACUGCUGGUUCAGAGUACAUUGUAACGUUAAGGACAACAGUGCGUAACAUGAUCUUAUUUCAUUCUGAAAUAUCAAUUCAAAUCAUAUCAUAAACUUCUGAAAAAUCAGUUCAAAUCAAAUCAUGCAUAUAUUGUAUAGAAGGCCAAACUGCUAGAAUCCACAACUGCCAAACAUAUGCCUGUUACUUCAAGACUUCAAAAGUAGUUUUUCCCUUCAUUCCCUUGUUGGUUACUGUCAGACUUAAAAAGGUUACUAUUUUGUAAAAAACCAUUAAACACUUGUUAACUUAGUCACAAUGUGACUAACAGACAGUUGUAAACUUAGCUGGGAAAUCAACCAUAACCAUUUUCUAAUUUAAAUGAUCAAAAUUACAAGCUACAAAAAAAGAACUGGAUAUUCUUUCAUAACAAAACCUAGGUACUGUUUACUAUAUUUACUGAUCAGUGUUAUGGGUCAGUAUUUGAUAUGUAUAAUUGUAAUCUAAGCCUUGUUAAAAGUGUUUAUGGAAUGAUAAAUUUGGAAAAUUUUGUUUCAUGCAUACUAAAAUAGUGUUUAUUGUGUUAGAAGAUUGUAACUUCAACAUUGUGAAAUGUAAUCUGAAUUUUUUUCUUUUUUGUUGCACUUAAAACAAAAGCCUGAAAUCA